GCGGCCUCGGUGCCGGUGGGGGAAUUGGAGAGCAAUUGGGGAAAAUUGGGAGGAUUCUUUUUCCCAGUUGCUGCCACCRCCAUCAUGAGCCAGCGCCGGGGGGUCCUUGGGGCCCCCCCGCAACAAAAUCACCACCCUGUCUGCGGUCCCACCCGCUCCAAAUCCAAACGCCUCCGGACCAAGCGGGAACGCAAUGUGGCCAAAUUCGGCCCAAAGGUCACCUUGGGGGGCUCCCGGCGGGGUCUCGCUCCGCCACCCCGCUGGCUGCAGCCCACCCUGUGGAGGGGCCUCUCUUUAGGGAGCCCCCUGCGCCCCCCCAAACCCGUGGUGAUCACUCACAACCGGCUGUGCCACCGCGGCCUCUUCAACCGUGAGGUCAAGUCUCUCGAUGUCCGGCGCCUGCUGACCCCUGGCCCUGGUGGGGAUGCACCCCUCCCGAUCCCCCAAAUUGAGGAGGGGGAGGCCGGAGGGAUCCCGGCCAAGGUGCUGAAGGAGGCAGUGGUGAGUCUGGCCUCGCUCCUGGCGAGUUCUGGGGCAUUUCUGGGACGGAAUUUGGUGAGCGAGCGUCGUCGGAGUCUCACGGCUGCCCUCAGGCGGCACCACCACGGGCCCCCUGACCUGGGGGUCUUUCUGACCCACCGGACCCYGGCUCAGCCCCCAGGUCAAGGGACCUUCCGGAUUCCCGAGUGGGAGGCCAGGCCAGGACGCUCAGGACAAGCGGUCAGUUUGGUGGAGUGGGAGGUGAGGGACCUCACUGUCAGGUCCCCUGGCCCACUGCAUGAUGUCGAUAGGCCUCCACUGUCCCCCUGUACCCACAGCCCCAUUUUUGGAGCCCCCAGAGAGCGGGAGACCAUUUUCUCGUGGAGCUCGGCUGAGGAGGAUGAGACCCCCAGGGGUCUUGGGCAGAAUUGGGGGGGUCUCGAGGGGCUCCUUCCGGGCCCCCCCCACUUUUGGAAGUCCCCACAGCCCCCCCAGGAGGAGGGAGGGGACACAGGCUGGACCCACAUCACUCCCCCCACCGUCAACCUAGACCCCUCACCCUGGGGACUCCCCCCAUGCAGACAUCCCCGCGGGCCCCCCCCCACCCCUAGACCCCCUCAGACCUCCAAAGAGUGGAGACUGGAGAACCCCAGGCACGCUCUGGAUCACCCCAGGGUGCCCCAGGACACCCUCAGACUGUCCUGGGGUUCCCCUGACCCACCCCGAACUCCUUCCAGACCCAUCUGGGAACUCCCAGACCUCACCCAGACCCCACCAAACCUCCCCAGACUACCCCGGGGCCCCCCAGUCUGGAGUUCUGAGGCCCCCAGAGCCCCCCUGCCGUCCCCUCGACCUAUUUGGGACCCGCCAAACCCCCUCAGACCCCUAUGGAAGCCCAGACCAUGGAGUCCAAAGGCUGCCCCGAACCCCCCUAGAACACCCCCGACUCCCCAACUCUGGAACCCAGAGCCUCCCAUGCCUCUGCUGGACGCCCCGAGACUCCUCUGGAGCCCCCCGAGACCCCACCGGGAAUCCCCAGAUGCCUCCAGACCCCUCUGGCAUUCCCCAGACUCCCCCCGGGUGUCCCUAGACCCGCUCAGAUCCCCCAUGACCCCCCAACUCUGGAGCCUGGAGCCGCCUUGGGACCCCUCGGGCCUCCCUACACCACCCCGGGACCCCUCUGGACCCCCAUGGAACCCCCGACCCUGGAGCCCGGAGCCCCCCGGAGCCCCCCAGGACCCGGAACCGUCACGCUGCUGCUGCCAUCGGCUCUAUCGCGACACAGCCCAGCGCGACCCGCUCCGUCCCCAUCUGCUCCGCCACCGCACCGUCCAUCGCGAUCCCUCCUGUCCCGACGCUUUGCACCGCGCCCCGCCUCACCCCGCCCCUGYCUGUCGCGACAUGUCGCGUCUCGCCCCCAGCCACCGCUGCCAGCCCCCGAAGCGCCGCCGCGCGGGCCGGGGGGUGUUCGGGGAGGGAGCCUGGGGGGGCCCCGGGGACAGCCCCCCCCCGCCCCUGCGCCCAUCGGGCUGCGGGUGCCCCUGCAGGGGGGCCUGCUGCGGGGCGGGCUGUGAGAUGAGGAGGGGGCUGUGA
This is a messenger RNA of Malurus melanocephalus (red-backed fairy wren), 2073 nucleotides long. RefSeq lists its product as uncharacterized. Bases 85 to 2073 code for a protein of 662 amino acids. The transcript is spliced from 5 exons. NCBI's taxonomy places the organism in Eukaryota, Metazoa, Chordata, Aves, Passeriformes, Maluridae. The record is from RefSeq and is a predicted model, not a curated record.